GUCGGUGUUUUAAAACCGAAUUUAGGUUGUUAAAAAAAAAAAAAAAGACGAGCAAAAGGGCGCGGAGGUUAUGUGUUUCUUUCUACGCUCGACAUGUUGGCUUUACUCCGCCGCUUUCAAGACGUUUCCUCCGAGAAAGUUUCUCUGCGUCUUUAAUGGAAGCGAGAAAAGUUUGAAACGUGGCUGAAAUGCCGAGCUCCUCCGCCCGCUGCUGCUGCCGCCGCUGCGGCCGCAGCCACCACCGCCGUGCCGCAGGGGAUCAGACCCGAGUUGGAAACACUGUAACUCAUUUUCAGAGGCAUUAAAGGCAACAUUUGUCCAGUAUGUUUUCAUAAAAGGGACAAAAUAAAAAUAAGGGUUAUUGUUUUUUUUCUUUUCUUCUUCCGAGCGAGGCUCUCUUCUGAUCCCGCCCGCCUGGAUAUCACGAGUCGCUGGUGUAAUGUGUUUUCCUGCAGCCUUUGAAGGUCAGCAGUAUGGCUGAGAAGGAGUCCGAAUCGCCUGGGAAACUAAAGACACUAUUAUAGCCAGAAUUGGCUUUUAUUAUUAUUAUUUUUUACAUUUUCCGGGACCUAUCCGAACGGACGCAUUUUUCUGCAACAACUUUCCCAUCUGUGGAUAAUGGAUGGCAGAGAUUUCGGUCCUCCUCGAUCCGUCCACGUCCCCCCGCCGCUGUUGGCGGGGCUCGCCAUGGAGUCUCACCGACUCGGAGCAGCGGCGGCGGCCGGGAGGAUCCCUCCCUCGCCCGGCCACUUGGGCGCGAGCCACCCGCCGCCUCUCCACUCCGGGAAAUUUCUCCCAUCGGCCAUUAACCUACAUUCACACCACAGCGAGGCCUUCCCUACAGGCUCCAGUCCCUUCCUGUCAGGUUACCCAGGCCCCUCCUCAUUGACCUCUGACCCUGCGUACAGGUCGGCCAAUCCCAGUGGUCUGCAGAUGGCUCAGCUCUGGGCGUCGCACGCUCACGAAGGCUACCCUCCCCUCCCAAGCAGCCUUUACUCCAGUCCCUACUUGUCUCUGGGCCGCCUGGAGACGUCCUCGCUCUCCCAACAUCCUCUCUAUGAUCCUCACAAAGACGGAUAUUUCCUGACGUCCUCACUGAGCCAAUCACCUCUGCACCCUCCGUCUGCGUCCUCGGCCGUCCCUUCCAGCUCUACGCCUCCCCAGAGGACAUCCCGGGACGGGAUCAGGGACAGGACGUAUCGGACAGAGAGGGACAAGGAGAGGGAGCGUCUGCGCGAAGAGCCACGGCCGCACAGCGUGGUGGAUCUGACGCAGGAGACGCGAGGCGAGGACGACCGCAAGGCGAGCAGAGAUCGGGACCGAGACAAGGACCAUGAGACGGACAAAGACAGAGAGAGGGACGCUUGGUCCUUUCACCCUCACCAGCAAAAGUUACACUCCUCCCACCCUUUGGCUGUGGAGACCCGACCCAGACUGUCGCCUCCUCAACCCUCGUUCCCUCUCAGUGAGGGCCGGUUCCUCGGUUCGGAGAAAGACCGAAGGGGUCGGGAAGAGGAGGGCGCUUCUCGGCCCCACCACAGCCACAACUCCAACUCCAACAACUCCAACUCUCCUUCCGAGCGGCAGCGGAGGAACGAGUCCAUGGCCACGGCGGCCGGGACUCUGCAGGUCUCCUACGUCCUCCCCCCUCCGUUACAGCAGCCCAGCGCCUGUCUUCCCCACCUCCCCACGCCCAGAGAACAGCGAGUCAGCGCGCCCACGUAUGUGCCUUCUGUGGAGGUUUACGACGAGCGGGUAGGGCCCAUCCAGAUCGCCUCUCAGGCCCGGGACAACAAACACAGAGACAGAGAGCUGGAACGAGACAGAGACAGGGACAGGGAUAGGGACAGGCUUGAACGAGACAGAGACAGGGACAGAGACAGAGACAGGGAGAGCUACAGGUUUCAUGAGAAAAGCCUCAUGGAACAUCCUCGGCUCUCCCAGUCAAGCGAAACGACCAAUCAGAGAGAGGAAGGUUCUGUCAUUUGCUCCAACGGUUCUCUCAGUAAACGAAACCAGGACGCGUCUUUCUCCUCAGGCCGAUCCCGCUUCAGUCCAGAAACCAGGGACCUCUCCAAACACUCGCUCAGAGUCGGCAUCGGGUCGGAAUCUAAGUGGAACGCCAUGACACCGUCAGCCAACUACGCCACCAAUCACAUGGCUGCCUUGGCGGCCCAGCACGGACACAAUCUCUCCGCUCCCCACAGCCAGCCGUCGCAGACGCAGAAGUCCGGUUCCCCUCACUCGUCGCAUCGACCCAACAGCUUGCAGUCCUCCCACAGUCACUCGCCACAAACGCACGGACAUGGGCGCACGGCCGAGGAGGGCAGCCAGAGGCGCUACCUGGACCAGUCGGGGCUUUUUCGGCCCGCAGUGUCCACCGAUUCGGAUUCGGCGGAGGUUUCUGCCAUGCAGAGUUUGAUUAAAUACAGCGGAAACUUUGCCGCCGAGGGGCCCACGUCUUCCAGGCACAUCAUCGAUGGGAGGGGGCCUUUCGGCGGACUGGGGAACAUCGGGACGGGUGGCGAGAGGGAAAAGGAAAGGGAGCGGGACAAGGAACGAGCACUGAAGGUCCCUCCUCAGCUGAAGAGGGAGCAGGAGCGGCCGGACAGCGCCCGCUCCUUCGGCAGAGAGGGGGAGGGCGAGGUGCGACACCCGCCCGUCGGGAUCGCCGUCGCUGUGGCGCGGCAGAGAGACAGCGGGAGCUCCAAUAAGCAAACCAGCGGAGGCUCCGACACACAGAGGCCCCUGCUGCAAACGGCCAUCAAAGACGAGGAUCGAGGGGAAGAGCGCGCUCGCCACCACGAUGACCGACUGCUGGCCGGCCGGCUGGAGCGAGAGCAAGAGAAAGUCAUCAGAGAGUCCAAGAAUCACCCCGAGUUCACUCAGAUGGGCCCCGGCCCGCUGUCUGGCGGCCUGACACCCAGCAUGAUGACGCCCAGCCUCAUGACCCCCAACCUCAUGGUCACAGGAGGGGCUGCUCUCGCAGGGGCAGGGCGGUGGCCUCCUGACCCCUCCACCCUGACCUCUCACCCCUGGAUGCCCCGGCCCGGAGCCCCUCCAGUCUGGCUCUCCGGCUCUCCUUACGGCCUGGGUCCCUCCCCGCUCCACCAGACCCUCCCCCCGGGCUACCCGCCCUCCCUGCCGGGCUCCAUGCCUCCUCCCUACCAGUUCGCCAGGGACCCGCAGUCUGGCCAGCUAAUCGUCAUCCCUACUGAACACCUGCCGCAUUACGCAGGAGGCGACGUGCUGGAGCGCGGAGCCCCGGUGUGGCCGAGCGUGUACGGGCCGAGCAGCUCGCUGCAGCACGCGGCGCAGCUGCAGCUGCUCUCCCAGCAUCAGAUGCUGCGGCAGCAGGAGCUGUUCAUGAUCCAGCAGCACACGGCGCAGGUCCUGGAGCUGCAGAGGAACGCGCAGAUCGUUGAGCGCCUGAAGGCCAGUGAGCACCGGCCGGAGAUCGAAGACAAAGUCGACAAGCGGAACGCCGACCCAAAAACCCGACCCUCCUCCAUAUCCUCGCCGUCGCCCUCACCUGUACUGCAUCCUCGCAAGCCCCCUCUUCCCUCCCGAUCCCCGACGCCGUCUACGUCCUCCCUCACCCCUCUGCCUCCGACCCCCUCCCCGGUGACCACCCUCAAGUCGGAGGAGGGAGGACACAGAGUCCUGUCUCACGUGCCGAAGCUCCUGCCUCACCCGACGUCGCCGCGCUCGGCCUCCCCUCCUCCGUCCUCGCCGCGGCGACCCAAACAGGAGGAGGGCGAGGCAGGAGUGAGGGAGCAGAGGAAAAAGUCAACCUCUGCACCCUUUGAAGGCAUCUACUCUGAUCUGUCUCCAGGUUACCCUUACCAAUCCAUCACUGCGCCGUUCGGAUCCUUCCCGCCUUAUCACGUCCCGGCAUCGGCAGCUGAAAACCUGGAGGCACAUCGAUCCUGCUCUCCCGCUGUUGCUGAUCCUUUAGCUUCGUCUCACCACCACUCCAGGCUUUUGGAUGCAGAGAUCAAGCCCCAGAGCCUGGAGCCCCCGAAGGUGGGGUCUUUCCUUAAACGGGAGCCCUGCGAGGAGCACCCUCAGCCAGAUCUGAGCCGCACCACCGACCGGGCCGCCAAGGAUGACGAGGUGGACGGGCAAGCCCCAAAAACCCCCAGUCCUCCCAUUCCACCAGGUGAAAACCAGCGAGAAGUGGGGAAGGAAGAGAAGAACGACUGCGAGAUUAAAACGGAAACAUCGACUAACGCCUGUCAGGCGGUGAAGGCUUCACCUCCUGCUCCUGCAGAAGAUGAGCCCAAACCAGAACUUAUUCGGGAAGCAGAGUUGGCACCAUAUCACCAAUCCAUCUCUGCUGAGUCAGACAAUCAAGAAGCGCCUCAGUUGUGCAUGUCGUCAGACCAGACAGCCGUGUGCGAACAGGAACCGCCCAACGACGCAUCCGACUCCUUCCCUCCCCGCCUGGAGGAAAGUACCUGCGAGCCUCCCAUCCUCGACUCCCCGCUCCCRCUGCUCAUCAGCUCAGAGGACCCCAUGGGGGGCAUGCUGGCCCUGCUGACAGCCAGCGAGUUGGCCCAAGCCCAGCCCAGAACCCCACCCACCCUGACGCUCGAAGGCCAUGUGGAGGACCCCACCUUUGCCUCCGCCUGCAGCAGCGCCGCUUCUCUGGAGAUGGUGGCUCUGGAAGGCAUGGCCCUCCUCAGCCAGAUGGCUCAAAACGAGGCGGAGCUCGUUUUCCACACGCAAGAUCUCACAUUAGAUAGUCUGGACUGUCUUCUUGAAGCGAGCAGACACGUUCUACUAGAGGCAAUAGAAAAGCAGUCCCACAUCGAUCUGCCAAGAACUCUGGACCCUGACAAGAAGUACAGCUGGAGGCAGAGGAAGGAAGAGCCGCUGUACAGCAAGAUGGCGGUGGACAUGUUGGACGCCGUGGAGGUGGAAUACCGCGUCCGCCUGGCCGAGUUGCAGAAGACGUACAAGGAGAAGCAAAGGGAGAUGAGCAAACUGCAGCGGCGCAGGGACAAGAGAGAGAGGCAGCAGCAGCAGGAGGACGAGAGGAGGAGUCUGACCAGGCGUGGCAGAGGAAGACCCAGGAAAAGGAAACAUCUGCCCACACCUACCAAACAGGACAGCAGGCCUGGAAAGGCGGGUCGAACAGUGCAAUACUCUGAGGACUCUGAAGGCGGGGAUGGACAGAGGAAGAGGUUCCGACUGUCCAGAGACGACGAGGACAUGGAAACCGGAACUGGAGGAGAGAAGAAGAAGAAGAAAAAGAAGAAAAAGAGCUGGAAUGACCAGGAGCCGUCCAGCGCUCACGUUCUCGAGGCCAUGAAAGCGAAGCGCGGUCACCUGUGCGAGCAGGAGCAGCUGGCCUCCGACCUCGACAGGGCGCUGUCGCUCUCACAGCUCGGCUCCCUCAGCGGCCCUCGCAAGCUCACCUCUGGCUCCAGGUCGGACAAGUCAAAGGGCCGAUACUCGGAAAGUGGACUGAAGGAGCGAGGCGCUCACUCCUCCGUCAAAGCCGGGAAGCUCAAGAUGGCCGCCAAAGCUUCAGCCGCUGAGACUAUCCGAAAGGGGAAAGGUCAGAAGAAGUCCAUGUUUUCUCCGGUGAGGUCGGAGAUCAGCAGCUGCUCCAACAAUUCAGACUCGGAGGAGCUCGUCUCUUCUCGAGGGGGCUGGCCUCCUCACUCGGGGACACGUCCCCAUGACGGCUCGUCCAGAAAGAGGCGCUCGGCAGCGUCGCCCACCUCCCUGCUGCCCAGCCAGAAAUCGUCAAGGAAGAAACACAAGCACUUAUCCCUGCUGCUGGAGGAGGCGGGCCUCAKCUCCGACGACGACUCCUUCGACCAAGAGACCUCAGAGGAUGAAGAAGAGGAUGAGUCGGAUUCGGACGACGAUGACGAGGACGAUGAUGGUGACGAUGGCGGCUGUGAGGAGAGCGGACUGGGUCUGCUGGCCAGGUUUGCGGCCAGCGCCCUCCCCGUCAGCCCGCCCCCGUUGAGCCUCCUCCAUGAUGGGAAACACUGCAGCAGCAGGCAGAGCACGCUGGGUUCGCCAGAGUGCGAGUGGUCCGAUUCCGGCUCGGACUUGAGGCAGAGGAAGUUCCCCUCCCUGCUGCACGGGCGGCGCUCCGCCCCCGAGCUGCCCCUCCUGCCGCCGGCGACCCGCCGAGGCGACCAGCCCAGCCCCACCAAGCGAGACGAAGCGCUGCCGGCCAAGCGAAAGCCUCUGACGAAAGCCCGCCCCUCGCCUCGAUCUCCGCGGAGAUUCAGCUUCGACCUCUCCGCCGGCGUCGGGGGCUUCAGCGAGGACGAGGGCUGGAACCGGCGGCGCAGCGAGCGGAUCUUCCUCCACGACGCCAGUCAGAUGUCAGUGUCGACGUCUUCAUCCACCAGCCAGAGCUCCACGUCCUCCACCUCGGCUCCGCCUCUCACCCCGAAGCCGUCCUCCAAACCGAAAACCACUCCAGCGGUCCGAGAGGGAAAAGACGCGAUAAAAAAAAAGAAGCAAAAGGAUCCAUCUGUGCCGGUCAGCCCGUCCACUUUGUGCAGUCCGGUCUCUGAUGGGCCAGCGCCUCUAAGCCCGGCGCAUAAAAGCCAAUCUAAAGGCAAAAACAAAGCAAGAGAGCCAUCCAGGGGCGCCGUGAGUCGGCUGAUGGAGAGCAUGGCGGCGGACGAAGACUUCGAGCCGAACCAGGACAGCAGCUUCAGCGAAGACGAGCUCCUCCCGCCACGAAAAAACAGCAGCGUCUCCGAGAGGUCAUCCACACCCGCUCCGGUGCAGUGCGUGUUGGAUAAGGACUCCCUGGUGGACGGACUCAGAGUUCUAAUCCCGAUGGACGACCARCUUCUCUACGCAGGACACGUCAACACCGUGCACUCCCCUGACAUAUACAGCGUGGUGGUGGAGGGGGAGCGAGGCAACCGACCGCACAUCUACUGCUUGGAACAGCUGYUGCAGGAAGCUAUAAUCGAUGUAAAGCCUCCGUCCGUGCGCUACCUCCCAGAGGGCACCCGGAUCGCCGCCUACUGGAGCCAGCAGUACCGCUGCCUUUACCCGGGAACCGUCGUCAACGGAAGCUCAGACAUCGAUGAGAAGGACGAUCUGAUCACAGUCGAGUUUGACGACGGCGACACAGGACGCAUCCCGCUCUCCCACAUCAGGCUGCUGCCGCCGGACUACAAGAUCCACUGUGCAGAGCCGUCCCCUGCGCUGCUCGUGGCCGGCCCGUCCAGGAGGAGAGUGCGCAAAUGCAGCAAGGAGGCGGGAGCAAAGCCAGAGGAGACCACACCCAGGAUCAAAGGGAAACCGGGUCGCAAGCCAAAACCCAAACCAGACGCCUCCAUAAAUCAAGACGGUCGAGAGAAAGCUGAUCCUCUCCCCUCCUCCGCCCAGUCCGCCGAGAGACCCCCAGCUCCAGCAAAACCGGCCCAGGACAGAACCUCCUCUGUCCAGAAACCUGCUCAGGAAAAGCCSCGCCCUGCGUCCCGACCCGCCAUGGCCACGCCAUCCAAACCCGACCGGAAGAACUCCAGUGCUUCCUCCGCGAGCAGCCCCACUSUCCCCAGUCCGGUGUCCCGGAAGAGUGGCUCGGCCCAGUCUCCCGUCUCCAAGCCGUCCCGGGUCCUCCCCUCUUCUCUCUAUCCCUCCACGUACGGAAAGGUUCUGACGGUGGAUCUGUACAGCGAGCCCAAUUUGACCUCUUACACCAUCCAGCGGCGAGACAGAGAGAGCAGCAGCUCCAUCAGCCCCACCGCCAGCAGGCCGAGGCAUUCCAUCACCGUUUCCUCCUCUGCACCCAAACCCGCUGCUACRUCCACACCCAGACCUGCCUCCGUCUCCUCGUCCAAAAUGAAAUCGGACCAUCAGAGCAGAUCCGGCCUYGGCUCCGGACUGAUCCCCAGCCCCAUCUCUAGGCUGCCGACCGGCAAACCCAGUUCGUCGCUGACCCCCAGACMGUCAUCUGYGUCACUGACGCCAGCUGGCACGCCCAAACCCAAACUGAAGAUCCCAUCAUCUUCAGACCACAUGUCCUCCAGAGCCAUGUCCAGGUCCAAGCCCGUUUCCGGACAGAGGAAGUCCUUGUCCGCAGAGCCCCUCGUCAAGCUGGACCACGAAGGCGUCACUUCCCCGAAAACCAAAAAGACCAAGGCUUUGAUGUUGCUAGAGGGCCGCGACAUCAGGCGAGACCACGCCCCUAUCGCCACUUCCUCGGCCAACCAGAAGCUACUGAAGGCGAAGAUGAGAGGCCCGGAGAGGGCGACCAGCCUGCCUGAGAGGGAGUCUGCCUACAAGACCUCCAUCCUGGCCAAGGACCAGCUGGAGAGUCAGGGGAGUGGAGGCAGAGGACAGGAGGUGGACUCUAGAGACGAGAAGGCUAAAAAAGAGGAACGAAAGGAGCUGGAGAAGAGGGAGGAGAGAAAGAUAAAGGAGGAGUCUCAGAGUAGCAGCAGCUCCGAGUCAGAGGAAGAAGGUCAAAAUGGGAAGGUGAAGAAGAAGAAAUGCACCUCUAGCUGCUCGUCCUCUUCUUCGUCCUGCUCUGGCUCCUCCUCCUCCUCAUCUUCUUCGUCGUCCUCAUCAUCCUCGUCGUCGACCGAUGACUCGUCCUGUAGCUCAGAUGAGGAGAGGACCCCUACGCCGCCGCCCGGACCCCUCCAGAAAACUCCUACACAGGACAAACCUAAAGACAACAUCAAAGAGGAAAAGGUGGAGGAGGAGGAGGAGGCGAAAGAAGAGGUGGAAAUCAAAAUGGAGGAGGAAGAGUUAUCUCCUCACUCAGACUCUCCCUCACCAUCAAGUCCUCCAGCCACUCCAGCUCCCAGUAAACCGACAAAGCCCACCACGGGGAAGGGYUCCGGACAGAGGGGCCGUCCACCGAAACCGAAGCCGAGCGGGGGAGAGGGGAAGGCGGGGAGGCCCAAGAGGAGAGAGGGGGUCCACCUGCCCACGACCAAGGAGCUGGCUAAACGUCAGAGGCUGCCCAGUGUGGAGAACAGACCCAAGAUCUCUGCCUUCCUCCCGGCCAGACAGCUCUGGAAGUGGUUCGGGAAACCCACUCAGAGACGCGGCAUGAAGGGGAAAGCCAAGAAGCUCUUCUACAAGGCCAUCAUGCGUGGCCGAGAGAUGAUCCGCAUCGGGGACUGCGCCGUGUUCCUGUCUGCCGGYCGGCCCAACUUGCCCUUCAUCGGCCGCAUCCAGAGCAUGUGGGAGUCCUGGGGCAGCAACAUGGUGGUCCGGGUCAACUGGUUCUACCAUCCAGAGGAGACGAACCCUGGCAAGAAACUCACCGAUAAGAAGAACUGGGAUCAGAUGUGCGGUCAGUCUUUACCAGCAGCUCUGCACUCUUCCAUCCAGAGGAAAGACUUCAUGGAGCGCGCCCUGUACCAGUCGUCUCACAGCGAUGAGAACGACGUGCAGACCAUCAGCCACAAGUGUUUGGUGGUGAGCGUGGAGGAGUACGAGCAGAUGAUCCACACUCGCCGCUACGCCGACAGCGAGGACCUCUACUACCUGGCCGGCACCUACGAACCCACGACCGGAAUGAUCUUCAACACGGACGGCGUUCCGGUCAUCUGCUAGACGAGCUACUGAAAACCAAAUCACGACACAACCUCAUGGGGAGUUCGGCCCAAUCUGUGGUCUGAUCACUGAUGUUAAUGUUUCUUUUGUUUUGUUUUGUUUUCUGAAUUGGAACCGUGACUCCAUGAACUGAACUGCUCCCAUACCAUGAUACACUUAAAAAAAGAGAGACUGUCGAGGAUAGCUCUGACUACGGAGAUGGGAAACACUACAGACAGUAUUAAAAUAAAAAAAAUGUAAAAGAAGAAAGGAAAAAAAAAUGGAUCGGUCUCCUGAAGCAUUUGCACACACAGACGUUGUUAUCCCAUCUGUUCAUGGGGUUAAAGGCAUGAAUACUUCCUAUUGCGUGUAAAUAUCUCCCCUGCAGAAACAGACACAUACUGUAUGUAUGCUCACAACGUGCACAAACACAAUGUAAAUACUUCCCCUCAUGUAAGAGACGCAGGUAUCUAGAGGAAAAUCUAGUUGUUUUAUUUUCGUGUGAUAGAUUUAUGUCAGAGUACUUUUUUUCUGAAGAGGUAAACAGUAAAGAAGCUUUAACGAACUGUGAAUGAUGAAACAGGAGGGGGGCACAUGCCUGUUCGCCCUGUGUGGGUGGUGGGGUAAAGCUGGUGUGAUGUUGUGAUUAUGACGUUCCCGUGGUGAUGUUACAGUCCUGUUACAGUCAUAUAAAUGUGUGUACAGAACAGCAGGAGCAACAGACGCAAAGAAAGAAAUGCACAGAGACGAGAGGUAGACUCCUACCGUUGCAAUCCAACAGAAAGCACUUAGAAACACUUAAAAGUCUCGUUUCCUGAUUUUUAUCCCCCCUGCAAAUCCCCCGCCGUCCUCCUGACAAUCGGAACUCAGGGCAAAGCGUCCCUGCGCUGUUGAAAUUUGACUCYCUCGUUAACUCAGGCUAAGGAGAGGAAGAGAUGCAUCUAUGAAAGCACUUCUCUUUUUUGGGGGCGGCGGGGGAGUUCCACACUGAAACACACCAUGAAAGGAAACCAGCUGCAGUCUGAGGAUCUUCUGUCACAUUUGCCCGUUUUACACCCACAUUCAGCAUCGUGUUUCUGCACUGCUGUAAAUGAGUAGGCAUGGGUCGGUAUCAGAUUCUUCUUGUUUAACCUUGAGUAGAU
Messenger RNA from Poecilia reticulata (guppy), 10685 nucleotides. RefSeq names its product trinucleotide repeat containing 18 (gene tnrc18). The record is from RefSeq and is a predicted model, not a curated record. Lineage: Eukaryota; Metazoa; Chordata; Actinopteri; Cyprinodontiformes; Poeciliidae. Gene Ontology annotation, molecular function: chromatin binding.